Pangasianodon hypophthalmus (striped catfish) is the source of this 870-nucleotide messenger RNA. RefSeq lists its product as uncharacterized. The coding region runs from base 1 to 870 and encodes 289 amino acids. NCBI's taxonomy places the organism in Eukaryota, Metazoa, Chordata, Actinopteri, Siluriformes, Pangasiidae. The record is from RefSeq and is a predicted model, not a curated record. The transcript is spliced from 2 exons.
AUGAGUCGACUCCGUGUGAGUCUGAAUCACCUCCAGGUUCUUCUUCACUGUUCACUGAGUCGUUCAGUGAAUCAAAUAUCUUCCAUAUGUAUUUUCCCCUGCUCACCACGACCUCCAUCCCCUGCUCACCACGACCUCCAUCCCCUGUUCACCACGACCUCCAUCCCCUUCCCACCACGACCACCACCCCCUGCUCACCACGACCUCCAUCCCCUGUUCACCACGACCUCCAUCCCCUUCCCACCACGACCACCACCCCCUGUUCACCACGACCUCCAUCCCCUGCUCACCACGACCUCCAUCCCCUUCCCACCACGACCACCACCCCCUGUUCACCACGACCUCCAUCCCCUGUUCACCACGACCACCACCCCCUGUUCACCACGACCUCCAUCCCCUGUUCACCACGACCACCAUCCCCUGCCCUCCAUGACCUCCAUCCCCUGUUCACCACGACCACCAUCCCCUGCCCUCCAUGACCUCCAUCCCCUGCCCUCCAUGACCUCCAUCCCCUUCCCACCACGACCACCACCCCCUGUUCACCACGACCUCCAUCCCCUGCCCUCCAUGACCUCCAUCCCCUGUUCACCACGACCACCACCCCCUGUUCACCACGACCUCCAUCCCCUGCCCUCCAUGACCUCCAUCCCCUUCCCACCACGACCACCACCCCCUGUUCACCACGACCUCCAUCCCCUGUUCACCACGACCACCACCCCCUGUUCACCACGACCUCCAUCCCCUGUUCACCACGACCACCAUCCCCUGCCCUCCAUGACCUCCAUCCCCUGUUCACCACGACCACCAUCCCCUGUUCACCACGACCACCACCCCCUGUUCACCACGACCUCCAUCCCCUGCCCUCCAUGA